AUGGUGUCCGCUCUACUCCCCUUCAUAAUUCUUGCUGUCUCUUUCUCCAAGUUCUCUCAAGCCGCCCUCCCAGCUACCUACAUCACAGAGGCCGGCCAUGGGCUCAUGGGUUUCGUCGCAAAUCCGGUUCAUCCGAACCCCUCUCAAUUCGACCGGGUCUAUAUACCCUCAACAGCUCCUGAUCGUGCCCGUGCGGCUCCAUUAUCACCUCCCGACCUCGUCACAAUCGCCCCUCAUCCAACAACUCCUAUGCCUCCACACCCUGGGAAAUUUUACAACGUUAAACCUCGGCUGAUUUUUCCUGAUGAUCCAAAGGCUCCCCCACCAGUCCAAGACACGGUGACUUCCCCCGAAUCCGCUCCUUCAUAUCACUUUACUCGUCCGCUUCACGUCGUCAAACAUUCCUUGAAUUUUCCAGCCACAAGCCAUGACUAUUUUGAGGCUCCUCCGCACUCCCAAGUAGGAUCACUAGAGGAAUAUUUUAGCGGUCGUCCUGCACUUCGCGAAGUGGCUUUGGAGCAACAGAAAGCUAUUACAGAGGGUGUCAUGACACCGAUAUCUGCCGAGAAUCAGAAACUUUGGAGACAGCAGAGCGUAGGCUAUCUGAGUCUUGAGCCCGAUCACCAAGCAGAGAUCCGUUUCUGGCUCGAAAGCCAUUUCCACGAUGGCCAUUGGGAUCCAAAGUACCGGACACGCGUGAUCGCUCACAUCUGGUCCCUGAUGCAAUCCGGCAGAAAGAAUUCGAUCUGGUGGCCUCAGUCGCUCAUCGACAGCGCGGACCCGAAACAUAAUGGAUAUAUCGACAUCAUCCAGGCGGGCGAUCUGCUCAAAUUCUUCGACCGGAGAGCCGACUUCAAAAUCAGUGACCAGCAAGUAACCGAGAUCCUUCCCCAGCUGACGAAAAUCCUCUAUCUGGGCGAAGACGAGCAACCCAGAACAGAGGCAUUGGAUAUCAAGAAACUGAUGGGUUUUAAAGACCGCGAUAAUGUGCCGAUGUAUCAAUCUCGAGUCGGCUACCUCAUGAAGGUCUCUCUGCGCAAGUUCUUCCGCAGAGAUCAGGAUCAGAGAGAAAGGAUCUUGCAAGACCUCAACUUGGUCGUCGGUUCGCCUCCCUCCAAAAUCAUCCAAUCCGCAAAGAACGCUCUCAUGAAAGACCGCCAAUCGUUCUUUAAUCUGCUCACCCCCCAACCCAAAUCGGCCGGCCAAGACGACUAUGCAAGGAUAGAAGCGGAGUUGGCCAAAUUGGGAAAAGCUUGA
This is a messenger RNA of Puccinia graminis f. sp. tritici CRL 75-36-700-3, 1257 nucleotides long. RefSeq lists its product as uncharacterized. The record is from RefSeq and is a predicted model, not a curated record. Lineage: Eukaryota; Fungi; Basidiomycota; Pucciniomycetes; Pucciniales; Pucciniaceae. The transcript has a single exon. The coding region runs from base 1 to 1257 and encodes 418 amino acids.